AUUUAACCGGUUAACUACUUCCGCUGACUUUGACAGGGACAGCGCGGUCAUUCGGCGCCCUCCUUCUCGGUCGACGAAUUCCUUCAUUUUCACUAUUUGCUUUUUGUCCGCAUACAAGAAUAUCUGUGUCUACGUUUAUCCUGUUGGAUUCGUGGCGAAGACGAAGAAGAAGAAGAAGGAGGAGAAGAAGAAGAGCUUGCACGGUCUAAUUGCAAAAUCUCCUCGGCAUGUUUCGAGGCAAUCUUUAAUUAUUUCAGGCUUUCUAUCGAGGCCCAUCUUCGCCGCUCGUGAGCAGAGCAGGUGAUGACAGGAAAGGGAAGGCGCAGAAGAGAAUUAACUAACGAGAGCGCCCCCAACUUUGGGAUAUCCUCACGGCAUGUGCAUGGUCAGCAAUAAAUGAAAGAGCAUAACUCCGCUACGCGGCAGCGGCAGCGGCAGCGGCACCUACGGACGGACCAGCGGGAAACAACAGGCGACUGCAACUGGGAGCGAUUACAUCCGAAAAUCCACUAAACCCAAGAAUUUUAAAGCCAAAGCAACCAGCAGCAGCAGCAGCAGAGGAGGAAGAGGAAGAGGAAGAGGAAGAAUAAGAAGAGCAGGAAGGAGAAGAUGCUGCUGCAAUUGCAAUUGCUCCUCUUUCUUCGCCUCCUCGGCCUCGCCUCCGCCGCCGCGGCGCAGCAGACCAAUCCCGAGAUCGGCAGCAACUGCAGCCAGACCUGCGGGCCCGCCACCGUCCCCUACCCCUUCGGCUUCACCCCCGGCUGCCGGAUCAACCUCACCUGCUCCGACGCCGACUCCGGCGACAUCCGGAUCGGAGGGCUGGCGGUGCGCAACUUCUCCUCGGGCCGCCUCGUCGUCAGCGUGCCCCCUUCCUGCGACCGCUCCCUCUCCCCCGCCCUCGGCGCCCUCUUCGGCCCCAACCACGCCCCCACCUCGGGCAACGCCCUCGUCCUCGCCAACUGCACCUCCUCCGCCCGCGCCCCCGCCUCCGCCUCCGCGUGCGCCGUCCCCGCCGCGCUGCUCCGUAAGAACUGCGGCGGCAUCUCCUGCUACUACUCGGCCGCCGGCGUUGCGGAGUCGCCGGGGUUCCUCGCGGUGCCAAGCGUGGCGGACGAGGGGUGCGGCGUGCUGGUGACGUCGCUGGGCUACGAGCCGGCGGACGCGAAGACGCGGCUGCCGGCGCUGGUGUUCGAGACGGCGGAGCUGGGCUGGUGGCUCGACGGCCCCUGCCGCUGCUCCGACCACGCCAACUGCACGCAACUCAUCUCCCCAUACACGCGGAAGCCCGCCUUCUACUGCAGCUGCUUCGACGGAUUCUACGGCGAUGGCUUCUCCGACGGCCAAGGUUGCCGGAAAGUGGGCCUUCCUAAAUGCAGCGCCUCCAAGUACGUCUCCGGAGGAUGUGGUGGUCGGAACAGAGUGGGCCUUCUCGUUGGAGGGAUGUUGUCCGGAGCCGCUAUUAUGGCGGUCGUGGCUGGGGUUUGCCUCCUUAUUCGGCGGCGUUCGUCUUCUUUACGAAAGCGGAAGAGCACCAAACGCCUUCUUUCCGAAGCAUCCUGCGCUGUCCCCCUCUUCCCAUACAAGGACAUCGAAAAAGCCACCAACGGCUUUUCAGAAGAGCAGAGGCUGGGCACCGGCGCGUACGGAACUGUUUAUGCGGGGAAGCUCAGCAACAACAAGCUAGUGGCCAUAAAGAAGAUCAAGCAGCGAGACAGUAGCGACAGCAUGGAGCAAGUGAUGAACGAGAUCAAGCUCCUCUCGUCGGUGAGCCACCCAAACCUGGUCCGCCUACUCGGCUGUUGCAUCGAGCGAGGGGAGCAGAUCCUGGUCUACGAGUUCAUGCCCAAUGGCACUCUGGCUCAGCACCUGCAGAGGGAACGUGGGCGCCCUCCCCUCCCUUGGACUGUCCGUCUCACCAUUGCCAUGGAUACCGCCAAGGCCAUUGCCUAUCUCCACUCUGCAAUCCACCCGCCGAUAUACCACCGAGACAUCAAGUCCAGCAACAUACUGUUGGAUUACAAGUACAAUUCCAAGGUCGCGGACUUUGGGCUUUCUAGGAUGGGUAUGAUGACCGAUCAGUCUUCGCACAUCUCCACGGCACCGCAGGGCACUCCUGGCUAUGUGGACCCUCAGUACCACCAAAACUUCCACCUCUCCGACAAGAGCGACGUCUACAGCUUCGGGGUUGUGCUGGUGGAGAUUAUAACGGCUAUGAAGGUGGUGGAUUUCAACCGGGUGCAGAGUGAGGUGAACCUUGCGGCGCUUGCCAUCGAUAAGAUUGGCAAGGGACGCAUCGAUGAGAUAAUAGACCCAUAUCUGGAGCCGCAUAGAGAUGCUUGGACCCUCUCCUCGAUACAUAAAGUGGCGGAGCUGGCAUUUAGGUGCCUGGCAUUCCACAGGGACAUGAGGCCCUCGAUGAAAGAGGUUGUCGAAGAACUGGAGCAGAUACGGCUCAGCGGUUGGGCUCCGUCGUCGGACGACAACAUGUUCAUGUCCACCACAUCGUCGCUCUGUUCCUCGCUGUCCAACUGCACGGACAAGUCGCGCAGGGUCCCCUCGAAGAGCAAGAGGCUGGUUUUGGUGAAUACAGUGGCGGCAGAGGUGAAGGCGGAUUCGCCUGUCUCUGUGCAGGAUCCUUGGUUCAGCGAGCAAAGCUCGCCGUCCACAAACAGUUUGUUAUAUAAUGUUGUCCACUGACGUACGACCAUAUAUAAUUUAUAUGGAUAAUCACAGAGAAGUCUCCUCUCCUAGUGGUGAAAUCUUGUACACAUGCAAAUAUAGUUUCCAAGGUGCGUAAAUAGUGAACAUAUCCAUACUACUUAUUAAAGAGAGUGUUUUAUUAUUAUUUUUUAAAUUACUAUUAUCAUAUUAUGUAAUGACUAUUACCUUCUACCAACAUCGGAUCUCUGGUUGUCAGUGUAAA
Messenger RNA from Ananas comosus (pineapple), 2923 nucleotides. Its product is annotated as wall-associated receptor kinase-like 14. The record is from RefSeq and is a predicted model, not a curated record. Gene Ontology annotation, molecular function: ATP binding; protein kinase activity. Gene Ontology annotation, biological process: protein phosphorylation. The coding region runs from base 610 to 2697 and encodes 695 amino acids. The transcript is spliced from 3 exons. Lineage: Eukaryota; Viridiplantae; Streptophyta; Magnoliopsida; Poales; Bromeliaceae.